AUGUUUGCUAAGCUGGUCAUCUUAUUCGCCGUCUUGGCUUUCGCCAUGGCUAGACCUCAGCAACUAUACUCCGGAUAUUAUAAUACCUACUCAGGUGGAUAUCCAGGCUACUAUGGAGGCUACUCUGGUUAUUCAAACCCAUCAGCAUACAGUGGCUACGGCGGCUAUGGUAGCUAUCCCUAUAACAGUUAUAAUGGUUACAACGGAUUUUACUAA
Pieris macdunnoughi is the source of this 216-nucleotide messenger RNA. NCBI's taxonomy places the organism in Eukaryota, Metazoa, Arthropoda, Insecta, Lepidoptera, Pieridae. The record is from the annotation of a GenBank genome assembly.